ACAUAUUCAUCACUCAGGCUAACGGGUUUACUUGUGUUUUAAUAUUACAGCAACAGGUUAUUGUGUAUUGUGUGAAGAAAAAUAAGCAUACGUUAGCUUUUAUAUUUGAUUUCGUGAUUUCUGCUUUCGGAUACAUUGAGAGAAUUUCUAAGAUUCAUAAUAUUGGAUUAACUGGCUUUAUAACAAUAUUUAAUGUUUUUAUUCGUUGAUUGGAAUUAUCAAAUGUGCUAAUACUAUGUAGGAUGUGAAGGUCACGAGUGUGUGGUUAGAAUGUCAGGAUCGUUCUGUCUGAUAUGUUUGUCCCUAAUUGUCGUAACAGUAGUCCCUAGUGCAUGGUGCCAAAGUCAUGAUCAAGAUGCUUCGCGGGAACGUCCAGUCGCGCCCCAUCGUAUGGAGGUACAGACUAUCAAACCAGAUGACCCCAGGGCCCGGUUAAAAGGACUAUGCAGAGAUGGUUGGUCUCCUGGGAGAAUGAAAGACUUUUCUGGAAAAGAAAUUCCAAUAUGUUUAAAAAUAAAUCCAGAGGCCCUGACGUGGUCAGAGGCCCAGCAGGAAUGUAGAAGGGACUAUGGUUUCUUGAUGAAGUUCGACUCCAGAGCAACAAUUGACGAAACCGAUUUGCUGUCGUCAGUCAUAACUAAUGAUAUUACUAAGUUUUGGACCGGGAUGCAUUCGGAGAAUAGUCAUCUUAUUUGGGACGAUCUCAUUCCAAACCAAGUCAGGCCGCACAACAGCGCAAACGGUACGUUACGCCAAGAGAGACCCUGGAUCUGGGAUAGCAGUCUAGUACCAAACAGACCACAGUACUGUGGUCAGAUGAAUGUGGAAAUGGAAGAUAAAAGGCGAAGAAAGAAGCGAUCAAGCGAUGAUGAUUCAAGUGACAAUAAUUUUCCCAGUUUCGAUUUUUCCAACUUUAGAAGCAGCAUGUUUAAUAAUGAUUUCCCCCAAUCAAAUAAAGAACUUCCACCAACAAGCGCGUUUGAGACACUGCUGUCUCGAACUCAGAUGUCGGACCAACUUGCAGAACUUCCUGGAAUACUUGGACUUCAGAGCGAGCACCAAAUUCCUGGUUCCGGGAAUCCUGAUGCAAACAUUCAAAAUGGCGGACUUGCCACUGACAUGCCUACUUUUGGAACGACGUCUAAUUUCGAACAACAAGACACUGACACAGUUACUCCGUUUGAAAAUAUUGAAUCAAACAAUGGAGAUACAACGAAUACAGAUUCAAAUGAAAAUCCAGUUACAAAUCCUUUGCUUACGUCAGUUAAAGAAAUUGCUGCAAAAAUUGAAUCAAAUUCAGGUGAUCUACCAACGCCUACUCCGACAGAAGCUAUUGAAGCACUAAGAGACCUAAUGCAACAGAACGCUGAAAACUUAAAGCCAGAGAUCUCUGACUUAAAAGUACCCGAUAACUCAUUUGUAAGUGGAACUACUGUUGUUCCUCCUACAACUGAAGGUUCUAGUGACUCUAAUGGAUUAGAUGUGGGAACUGCUGAUGACACCCUUAAGCUAGACAAUCUAGAAUUGAAAGAAAUAGGAAAAGAUGAUUUGCCAACAAUGGACAGAGUAGAUGAUUCUAAUAAACUUUUCCCCACAGAUGCAAAAGUUACAGACGGUGGAACAGGAGAUGACAGUAGCUCUUCAAACGUUCCGGAUAUGAUAUUCCCUAAAGCAGACACAAAGGAUGACAACAGUAAAGGUAUUGCUGAAACACUUUCUGACAAUUUAAAAGACGUUGCUGACGUUCCGGAUUCCACCGAUGAUGCAUCACCUGACGGCUCCCUAGGAUUUGGACAACUGACAGACUUUUUAACAAACACGGCUGUAAAUGAAGCUAUGGAUUUAAGUAAUACAAAGGACACUUUUGAUAAUGGUAAGGAUAUUGUGGAUGAUUUAUCUCAAGGAACUAGCCAGAUAGACUCGGAUGAUUUUUCAAAUGACAAUAAACCUGAUGUUCUAACAACUGUAUUAAAAGAGACAGAAAAAUCAGAGAUAGAAAAUAUUGAUCCGUUGAAUACUAUUUCUGAAACUAGUGAAAAGUUAGAUUCAGUUUUAAAAGAUGAAGCUGACAAAGAUAAUUCUCUUGAUGACGUUAUCAGUACUGUAGAUUUGACAGACGAAAGUACAGAUUUUAAAAUGAAUGAGGGCCUGGAAAAUGUGAAAGAAAGUUUUGAUAAUCUACUACCGGAAUCUUCUUCUCUAGAUGAUGUACCAGCUAUAGAUACACCAGAGACAGAUGAACUUGUCACAGAUGCUAAUAAUGAUGAGUCAAAUUUUGAUCAGAUUGAGACUGAUAAAGAUAAAAAAUUAGAUCAUUUAAAUAAACAAGAAACAUUUGAAAAUAUAAAUGAAGCUGUUGACAUGAUAACUGAUACUAAAGACGAUAUUUCCGACUUUGAAAUACUAAAAGGUAAUAGUGUAUUAGAAAAUACCGAUGAAGGAAAUAGAGCGCACAUAGCAGACAUGCAUGACAAUGAUGUAAAAUCACAUAUAGAUCAAAUCAGUGAUUCGGAGAUAAACCUCGGAGAACAAAUAGAAGAUUCUGAUCAUAUUGGAGGAAGCUCAGAUGAUGUUAGGCAUUCUGAAGACAUUGUUAGAGAUAGUGGGAAUUUUGAAGAAACCAAGGAAAAUGAUAAACCUGAAGUUGAGAUGGAACCGGUGAAAACAGAUUACUUUGACGAUAUGUCUGAAAGACUAGGUAUGUCAGAGGAGACACCUGAAAAUGAAAGCAAAAACGUUGCAGAUGAGGAUAAAGAUAUUCUCCCUGAUACAGUAGAUGAUCCUCUAGACUAUUUAAAAGGAACAUCUGAAAAUUCGUUCAACCAGGAAUCUUUUCGUGGGACAGACACAGGCAUUAGUACUGACGACAUUGAAAAUACUGAUGAUGUGGUUGGUAGUAAAGUUGAUCAAACUGAACAAAACGAUGACGGACACACUAAAAGAGAUUCUGACUGGUCAGAAUUUGACUGGAAUAACAACGACCAAGAAACUGCUACAGAUAGUGCUGCAUCGGAAGUUGAUGACUAUGAUGUAAGUGAUCCUCGAAGUUUUGUUCAAGAAGAUAUAAAUGCGGAUGAAAACGACUUUGGGGAAAAUAAUGAUAAAACUGACAUUAAUGAAAAUAAUUUUGGGAGAAAUGACCAAAACAGUGACAUUAAUGAAAAAGAUUUUGAGGGAAAUAAUGAAAAUAAUGAAAAUAAUGACAUGGUUGAAAAUGAUGCUGAAGGAAAUACUCAGAGUAAUGACAUGUAUGAAAAUUUAGAAAACGAAAAUAUAGAUGAUACACAGGCUGUGCUUAGUGAUAAUGAUCAUGAGACAUUAGAUGGACUUCACGCUGAAGCAGACGACAAUUUAGGACAGGAAAAUGAAGCAAACGCGAACUUAGAGAGGGAUUUUCCAGAUUCCUAUUUUGAAGACAAAGAAGAACGAGACCGUUUUGAUGAAAUACCAGAUUUGGCAGAAGAUGUUGUAGAAAACAAUCGCAAGACAGCUUUAAUGCCAAUAAUAGAGAGUAAAGAGAUGCAGCUAGCUUCGUGUGAAGUCAAACUACCUUCUGUCUGUUUUAGUUAUGAAGUUGAAGUUAUGGAUAAAGCUUCUACUUGUGAUACUGGCUGGUACGGUCACGUGCUUCUUGACACGUGCUAUCAGAUACUCGAAAAGAAAAUGAGCUACAGGAAGGCAGUUUUAGAAUGUCAGUCAAAGAGUGCGAGACUCGUUUUGGCAGGAAGCGAUUUCGAGCGGAUGUUUGUUCUCACUGCGGUCAUGAAAGAUGGUAAACUAUUUAGAGGUGCCAAGUUUUGGAUGGAGUCGCCAAAUGAUAAAUUGAAUUGUAAUUAUUUCGACGAGAGAGGAAUCGAUAUUAUGAGCAGUUGCAAUUCCAAAUUAAAUGUCGUCUGCGUCAAGGAUGCCAAAUCACUUUCUGUAUACAAGGUGAACAACCAGCCAUUCUACAACGAAGAUGCGGCAAGUUUGUACGACAACGCAGGCGUGCAGAGGCUGUUCUCAUCCCGCAGGGGAGACAACAAGAUUCCUUGUGAACUGACGAGUGCAGCUUCCGAAUUCCCUGUUCUUUGGUUUAAAGACGGACUUCUUGUAGAAACCAAAGAUACUUACGUUUCGAAUGACAUUUCACUUUUCUUAAACUCCGAGUUGGUAUCGUCCAUCAGCAUGGUAACAGACCGUAGCCUGGCAAUGCCAGCUCUACAGGGUCUGUACUGGUGUGAGGUAUGGGACAGACAAACGCUGACCAGAAAAAGAUCAAAGUCAUUCAAAGUUCGAUUUUCAGACGUUAUUUCAUUCCACGGUUCAAUGGAGUUGUCGCCCUUUUCUCACAAGAAUGAGCUGCUUUUCAACAUGAUGAAUCAGAAGUUCCCUGAACUUGUUGCCAUAGAGACGGACAUCAAGAAAGUCUUCAAAGAUGUUCUGCCAAUGAUACAGACUCGUCUGCCAGAUGUAGCAGACGUGUUUACAUACAUAGAUGGAAUCAGGUCGAAUCCAAACGUGCUCGAGUAUCAUACAUAUUUUUACCUUAACAAAGACUAUAGUACGAACGACGAAGAUUUAAUUUAUAACAGAAUAAAAGCCGCUCUACGAUCAAAACUUGGAAACCGGUUCUACAUGGCGGAACUUCCGGGUCACACCCCACUAGCGGCAUUCAGGACAAUGUCACUCCAGAGUACAGUGGCCUGUCCAGCUGCCUCGUUGCAGACGACAAGAGACCUGUACGGCCAUACAAUCCCGGUGAAAGUCUUUUCUUUCCCUAAAGCUCUCCUUGGAGAAUUUGCCAACAGCAUCGAUAAUUGCAGUAUAACAAACCGGCUACCGUCCGGGACAGCCCGUUGCCUAGGAGAUUUCUACACCGGCGCUUACUGGGGUGAGGUUGUCGCAAAUGAAUGCAUUGAAGAAGGAGAUCUGGACGAGUUCAAUAAUGAAAUAUGGGGAGCAUCACCAUAUACUGAUAAACUAACAGAAAUUGCACAAGUUACAGUGGAUGCAAGAAACGUGGAGAAAAUUGUAUCAGAAAUAGCAAAUAUUGCCAAGGUGGCGCCAAAAUUUACACCAACCGACAUAAACAAGAUAGCAGAUGUUCUAGAUCACACGACGCAAGUUCGUAAUUUACCACCAGAGGUUGGUGAGAACGUGUUAAAGACAGUGGACCGUCUAAUGAGAAUCAGUGAUAAAGAAACACAUGUAGCUAAUGUAGAAACGAAGGCUGCCAACAGGAUUAUAAAGUCUCUGGAAAGAUACGCAGAAAAUGCCGACAUUGGAACCAAGGAUCAGAUGAGAUUUGUGUCCGAUAACGUUGUCAUAGAGAUCUGGGACAUUAAACCCUCCACUAAACCGGUUAUUGGUCUGGCUGCAGAAAGCCACGGUUCAGACAAGCCUUUUAGGACGGAGAAUAUCGCAACUGUUUACAAUAAGUCGCAUCUGUAUGACGCCAAUGUGGACGCUGCCAUUGAACUUCCGGCAGAAGUGUUCGGCAAGAAAGAGAAAGGUGCUACAAUUAGUGACCGUUUAACUAUGAUGGUAUUUCGUAAAAGCAAACUAUUCAAAGCCGCCAUUACUGACGGUGGCCGGAAGAUGAGCCUGUCAAAACAACAGCUGUCCAACCUUAAUAGUUACGUCAUUUCCGCUAGUAUUGCUGGAAAGAAAUUACAAGACCUAAACGAGAAAGUUAAAACUAUUUUUAAACCAAUUAAGAAUGUUGAAAGUGGGCGCAGCUGUGUAUGGUGGGACUUUGACAUGAAUAAUUUCAAGGGAGGCUGGUCCAGCAAGGGCUGCGUGUACGAUGGUAAAGUGAAUGGCCGAGAUGUUUGUUUGUGUGACCACCUGACAAAUUUUGCCGUCUUAAUAGAUUUUUACGGGCAGGCAAAACCAAUACCAGACCACCACGAACUGUCGCUCAGUAUCAUAACAGUGCUGGGUUUGAGUUGUUCAAUCCUUGGUUUGUCACUGACCAUCAUAUCAUACCUCUUCUUUAGAAAACUUCGUCAAGGCCGUGCCCAGCAGACGUUGUUUAACCUGUCGCUGUCACUUCUCCUGUCCAUGCUUGUAUUCUUGGUCGGUAUAAGGCAAACCCACAGUUACUUUGGCUGUAUAACUGUAGCUAUACUUCUGCACUAUCUAAUUCUGGUAUCGUUUAUGUGGAUGUUGAUGGAAGCGAUACUGCAGUACCUGACAUUCGUCAAGAUUUUAGGAACCUACAUCACACGGUUUACACUAAAAACUGUACUUCCGGCUUGGGGUCUUCCAUUGGUACCAGUGAUUGCAGUACUCUGUGUAGAUUAUACUCUGUACAAGGGUGGACCCAAUUACUGCUGGAUGGACCUUCCUGCAUUCUACUACGCCUUUGCCAUUCCUGUCACGUGCAUUAUCGUAAUAAACAUCAUAAUCUUUAUAGUUACUAUAGUCAGUAUCUUCAGACGAGGCAAAGGGUUGCGUAGCAACCAGAAGAAGCAAAAGAUGGCAAUGACGAAUCUUCAGGCAGCAGUAACUAGUUUUAUUUUACUAGGACUGACAUGGGUAUUCGGAUACCUCGCUAUUUCGGAUGCCCGUCUGCCUUUCCAAUAUGUGUUUACUAUACUGAACUCUCUUCAAGGGUUCUUUAUCUUCAUACUGUUUGUUGUUCGCAAGAAGAAAGUACGGGAACAGUGGUACUUUAUCUGCUGCAAAGGCAUGGAAAAGGAUCGUGUGUCAAGGUCACUCUCCGCUUCGAAUUCGAUACCUAGUACUUACAGCAACGGAAGUAACAGAAACAGCCGCAAGGACGGUCGGGAAAGAGACCGAUCAGACAGUACAAAAACUGUUCAAUCCACGUACUCCAACUCUUCAAAUGGUUUCACGAACUAUGGUUACGACCAUGGAUACGACUUCCCGUUUAACAGAUACGACCGUAGAGCUUUCAAAAAGUUUUAAACCGGUGUAUUAUACGAGUUGAUGUUGAACCAUUUUUACAUGGGUAACGCCAAAAGUAGGUUUUGCAUGUGUUUCAAGACAUGGUCUUAUGACACAGGUUAAGCUAUGCGUGCAAACAAAAAAGCAAAGUUCACAUACAUGCAGAGAUGAUGUCUGUAAAAUCGCGGGUUCUUUAUUCUCAAGACAAUAUAAAUGCAAAAUACAAAAAUUAAUAGUUAUUACCCUGGAAGAACUUAUAUUAUGCAAUUUACUCUAUAAAAGAUUGCAUUAUAUAAAUAUUUUGAAAUAUUAUACAGUAUUUAAAAAAUAAGAGCACAUUAUUGGAAACAGAAAUAGUUUUACUUGGCAAGUUUUUAAGACAGGAAACCUUGCAGGGCGUAAGUAAAGUUUUAUAGUUCCUUAAUGUACGAAAAGUCUUUGCAUUUAUAUCACUUCUUUAAGAUUUACUGACAGUAACUGUUGUAACAGAAGCAUUGGUGUUAUCGAACAGUCAAAAAGAAGUAUUUUUGCUAGGGUGAAAGCUGACGCGUACCAUACCAAAUUCGCUGGUGAGCAUUCUCUCUCACCUUAUGUCGGCAUCGCAUUUUAUCGUCAAUAUUUUGACUGCGUUUAGACCAAUGAAAAAUUCUAUUCAUACUGAUUUAAUAAUAAAACUUGCGAAAAGCAGUUACGAUUUAUUUAUUAUAAGAAGAUAGUGUAUAGUUCAUUUAAAGCAUUUCAUUAUUAAUUUUAAAUUAGGAACAAAAUGCUAUACUGAUACAUUUAGCUUAAAAUGGUUUAAGUGUUGUUCGUGCAUUUUGCUAGUACAUGUACAUAUUGUCAAAAUGUACUGACUUUGACAUUAAAAUCGCGAUUAGAUCCAAUUCUACAUUUGAAAUAUAUGGUAUUUAAAAACCUAAGUAAUAAUACUGUUAGUUACAGUUAUUUUAUUUCUGAUUGAUUCUCAAGAAUAAAGGAUGAGAAGUAAGCUACAUGCAAAUUCAACAAACAUAUCUUGUAACUUGGUUUUAUUGCAAACGCUCAUUUAAAUUCAACAAUAUUUGACUUCUCGUGUAACAUUGACCGGUUGUUUAUCGUGUCCUUGUCUUUAUGUCUCAUUUUACAUUAUGUGAUAUUAUUGAUAAUUUUAUUGAAUUGAUGUUUUUUUAAUUCGCUUUUGUGCUAUGUAUAUAGAAGCUUUGAUUUAUUAUUUUUUGUUUUGAUAUAUGUAAAAUUGUGUUUGUUUAAGAAAGGUCUUGUAUUUAGGUUAUACAGUUUAAUCUAACUUGGUGAUGAUUACAUUAUUGUUUACAACUCGGUUUUCACUAUUCGACAGCUGUAUAAUAGGGUUAGCCUAUUAUAAUACUAGCUCGAUCUGGAAUGUUGUAUUCGGCUCUCGUGGAUUUUGCAAGGUCGGAUCACACUCGGCGCCUCGUGAGAUCCGAUCUGGCAAAAUCCACGAGAGCCGAAUACAUAAUCCCAAAUACCUCCACCUUUUAGUUUAUUAUUAUGUUAUUGAACGAAACCUUCAAUGUUUAUCGAUGAACAAAGUUUGUUAUGCGCUCUUUAUAGAACUGUGUCAAGUCAUGCAUAUUAAAUGAAAGUAGUCCGUCAACAUACAGUACAAAAGGUACAAUAUGGAUUCUUUUUUCUGUGUGUUCAUAUUUGCUUGUGAAAUACAAGCCGUAUUUUUAAUAAAAUUUAUAUAGAUAUAUAAUAGAAAGGUUUAUUCCCUUGCAGUCAAUGUAAAUUAUUUAAUGUCGAAGUCUAAGUUAAAGUCCCGUCUAAGACUUAUUGUCUGUAAUUAACUAUUAUAAAGUCGAAUGUGUACAGAUAAAUUCAAGCGUCUAGUCCUCUUGUUUACGGGAUGUUGUCUCAAUGUUUGCUUAUUUCUAUUUAUAACUCUGUUAAAGGCUUAUUUGAUUGUAGUUAGCUCGUUUGCCUAUUUGUUUGAUUCUAUAACCUCGAAUGGAUUUUUAUUUUUAUUUUCUAAAUACAUUUGUCAGUUGUCUUGUUUAAAGGAUCCGUCUUAAUAUGUUUGUGUUUGUUUCAAUUUUUUUGUCCCUAUAAUUAAUUUCCUGUCGAGCUUAAAGAAUAGGUUUUUUUGACGAUAUUAUGAUAAAAUUUUGUUAUAUUUUAACAGAGUAAAACGCCAGUUUGGUAGGUUUCUUUAAACAUGGCGACUGACUAUGUAAUGUGUCGACAUCUGACUGAUAGCAUUAAAUUGUAUAUAGGUAGAAAAUUGUGAUAAUGUUUUGAGUUAUAUCAUAAAUUAAUAAAAAAUGAUAUCAUUU
Messenger RNA from Mercenaria mercenaria, 9188 nucleotides. RefSeq lists its product as uncharacterized. NCBI's taxonomy places the organism in Eukaryota, Metazoa, Mollusca, Bivalvia, Venerida, Veneridae. Bases 271 to 6915 code for a protein of 2214 amino acids. Gene Ontology annotation, biological process: G protein-coupled receptor signaling pathway; cell surface receptor signaling pathway. Gene Ontology annotation, molecular function: G protein-coupled receptor activity. Gene Ontology annotation, cellular component: membrane. The transcript has 24 exons. The record is from RefSeq and is a predicted model, not a curated record.